This is a messenger RNA of Caenorhabditis briggsae, 300 nucleotides long. Lineage: Eukaryota; Metazoa; Nematoda; Chromadorea; Rhabditida; Rhabditidae. The record is from RefSeq and is a predicted model, not a curated record. The coding region runs from base 1 to 300 and encodes 99 amino acids. The transcript has 2 exons.
AUGUCAACAAUUCGCAUUUUUCUGCUUAUUCUCAUUCCUUAUGGAUUCUCGAUUCUUCUCGCAUCGGAAGCCUGUGCCAUUCCUAAUCCUCAACAGGACCCUGUCAAACUUGGAGACGUUCCAGUUCCUGGAGCAGAUUUCGUGAUUCUGAAAAACAACUCAACUACCAAUGAAACUAAAACACCACCAAUUAGCAGUUCUGUCGAGCAAGGAACUCCGGAAGAAAGUUCCAACUACCGUUACCAACCAAUAACAAUUUUCUCUGCAAUUUUCACUUUGAUUCUUUGUAAAAUUAUUUGA